UGACUUUUGGAUCUUUCUUUCUUAUUCCUUUUCUCGUGGGCUCGACUUUAGAUAUAUUUAUAAGAGAGACUUUGCUGAGGGUCUUCCUCCUCAUCGUCUCUCUUCAUCUCGUCGCCUUGAUUUCUUUUAUCUCUUGGUUAAUCGGAAGAAAUGGGGGAAGCUGGUGCUUCGAUCGCCAAGGAUGUCACUGAGUUGAUUGGGAAUACACCGUUGGUGUAUCUAAACAAUAUUGUGACUGGCUGCCGAGCUAGAAUUGCUGCUAAGCUGGAGACGAUGGAGCCUUGCUCCAGUGUUAAGGACAGGAUUGGAUAUAGUAUGAUUACUGAUGCUGAGGAGAAGGGCCUUAUCACACCUGGCAAGAGUGUCCUGAUUGAGCCCACUAGUGGUAACACUGGCAUUGGUCUGGCCUUCAUGGCGGCUGCAAAGGGUUACAAACUUGUUCUCACAAUGCCAGCCUCUAUGACCCUUGAGAGAAGGAUCAUUCUGAAAGCAUUUGGUGCUGAGUUGGUUCUUACUGAUCCAGCUUCAGGCAUGAAAGGUGCUGUUGCAAAGGCUGAGGAGUUGGCAGCAAAAACACCCCAUUCAUACAUUCUUCAGCAAUUUGAAAAUCCUGCCAACCCAAAGAUUCACUACGAGACAACUGGGCCUGAGAUCUGGAAAGCAACCGGUGGUAAGAUUGAUGGUCUUGUUUCUGGUAUUGGGACCGGAGGCACAAUCACUGGAAGUGGGAAGUAUCUCAAAGAGCAAAAUCCAAAUAUUAAGCUCUAUGGUGUGGAGCCAACUGAAAGUGCAAUUCUAUCCGGAGGAAAACCUGGCCCACACAAGAUCCAGGGGAUUGGGGCUGGCUUUGUUCCUGGAGUUUUGGAUGUUGAUAUUAUUGAUGAAGUUGUCCAGGUUUCAAGUGAUGAAGCUAUUGAGACAGCAAAAAUUCUUGCCCUGAAGGAAGGGUUGUUGGUUGGUAUUUCAUCUGGGGCUGCUGCUGCUGCUGCUAUUAGGCUUGCCCAGAGACCAGAAAUGGAGGGGAAACUCAUUGUUGUGGUUUUUCCUAGUUUCGGAGAGCGUUAUCUUUCCUCUGUGCUCUUCCAGUCAAUCAGGAAGGAAGCAGAGACCAUGAUUGUUGAGCCUUGAGAGAUCGAUGAAUCUGCAUGGUCUUGCCAGACAUUGGCUUGUCUAUCUUUGGGAUUGCUUUGAAUGUGUUUGUAUGACUUGUUUCAGAAUAAAAACAAUGUGUUCAAUAAUGUUCUUGCAUUAGUUAAAAGUUAAGCAUUAAAUCUUUUAAUUA
Messenger RNA from Dioscorea cayenensis subsp. rotundata (Guinea yam), 1282 nucleotides. RefSeq names its product cysteine synthase. Bases 151 to 1128 code for a protein of 325 amino acids. The transcript is spliced from 11 exons. NCBI's taxonomy places the organism in Eukaryota, Viridiplantae, Streptophyta, Magnoliopsida, Dioscoreales, Dioscoreaceae. Gene Ontology annotation, cellular component: cytoplasm. Gene Ontology annotation, molecular function: cysteine synthase activity. The record is from RefSeq and is a predicted model, not a curated record.